Sabethes cyaneus is the source of this 1278-nucleotide messenger RNA. RefSeq lists its product as uncharacterized. The transcript has 5 exons. The record is from RefSeq and is a predicted model, not a curated record. Bases 1 to 1278 code for a protein of 425 amino acids. Lineage: Eukaryota; Metazoa; Arthropoda; Insecta; Diptera; Culicidae.
AUGGUGAAGAUUAUGCUGGAAAAAGAUACUACGUAUGGUCAUGUUCUUGGAGCCGAUGAUGUCGAUAAGUUUCAGGUCGUUUUCGUUUGUUUGCGGGUGUGCGCUAAACCGUCCAAUCACCGGCUCGUGUUUCUCAUCAUCGGUACUUCCGAGAUGAGAGCUAAACAUAUUUAUCUUCAACCAAAUCUUCUCUGCUCAAAUGUUCUGCCGACAGCCGGACACGGAAGACUUAUCGAGCCGCCCAGUCGUGCCUCUGCCUGGCGGUACGGAUUCUCCACCCCACCGAACUACAACGAUCACGAGCUGUACUGCGGUGGCUUCAACCGGCAGUGGCAGAAAAAUGACGGCAAAUGCGGCGUGUGCGGUGAUGCCUUCGAUGCACCAAAGCCUCGGCCGCAUGAGUACGGCGGUAAAUGGGGUCAGGGCGUGGUGGUUAGACGAUAUCGGCCGGAAUCGAUCAUCACGCUGCGCGUUGAGCUGACGGCAAGUCAUAUGGGCUAUUUCGAGUUUCGAAUUUGCGAUAGCGUAAAAGCCCAACAGGACUGUCUGGAUAAACACGUACUUAAAAUAAUCAGUGGUACUCCGAAUGUUCCUAAUCCGAGCGAUCUGGGAACCCGAUUCUAUCCUCGCAAUGGUAGUCGAAUUUACGAUAUGAAAGCCGAGCUUCCACAAGGCUUCCAAUGUACAAAUUGUGUAAUUCAAUGGAAAUAUAUAGCCGGCAACAACUGGGGUGUUUGCCCGGACGGAAACGGAGCGGUUGGUUGCGGACCGCAGGAGGAAUUCCGAGCCUGUGCCGACGUGUCGAUCGGGGACGGCAGCGACAGCGGCAAUCGCAUUCCACUGCGACCUGGUCAGCGGCCAACUCCAACACGAGUGCCAUCCGUCCAUCCGGAACAAGGCCCAUCCAGCACCAACGAAACGGACACCGAAGAGCAGAUGCCACAGGGCGUCAAGUAUAUGGGACCGUUGGUUGCCAUUUUCUCGCUUUUUCUGGUCCUAUGUGGAUUUGCUGCGCUCUAUAUUUAUCACUAUCAUGGGUCUCGGAUAAAGGCACUGAUGCGCUGGAAUCGGGACAAAAAUCAGAAAAUUCCUCACCAUGCGGAAACGAGCAUACCCAGCAUGGAGAAACCGCCUGUUCCACCGCCCAGAACCAAACGUAUCUCGCAACAAAUCCGCGACAUCGAGGCUGAAGAGUCCAGUGUACUGAACGGAAGUGUCAAAAGCUCGCCGCUGACGUCCCAACUAACAACGCUGAGUCGUGAUAGCAGCAAGCAUUAG